UCUAGCUACUUUAGAAAAAGAAACAAGAAAAAACAGACAAUAUUCUACUUUAAACUAAUCUAAAUCACAAAAAGGAAGUUAAACUCAUAUACAAGAGAGAAAGCACAUGUAUUCUAACCAAUUUGACUGCCCACAUUUGCAAAGUACCUUAAGUUAGAUGUUACAGCUAGCUUUUAAGAUAAAGAAAAAAAGAAAGGGAAGAAUUGAAAAGUAGAUGUUACUGUCUAGCUGUCCUAUAUGGAUCAGUUAUAUUUCAUAUUACAAGCACAACUCCCACAUUCUUUGACACUACCACAUACUUCUCCUUCUCUCUCUCUCUCUCCCUCUCUGACAGCAAAUAUGGUACAAUCAAAGAAGUUCAGAGGGGUCAGGCAACGCCACUGGGGCUCCUGGGUUUCUGAGAUUCGUCAUCCAUUACUGAAAAGAAGGGUAUGGCUUGGGACAUAUGAGACAGCUGAAGAAGCAGCAAGAGCGUAUGAUGAGGCAGCAAUUUUGAUGAGUGGGAGAAAUGCCAAAACAAACUUUCCAGUCGUCACAAAUGAAAUGGCUGCAGCUAACGAUCUUAACAACAACUCUGGCAACAGCAACAACAACUCUUCCACCUCUUCCACAACACUUUCGGCAAUCCUCAGUGCCAAGCUUCGCAAGUGCUGCAAGUCCCCGUCUCCUUCCCUCACUUGCCUGAGGCUGGACACAGAGAAUUCCCUCAUCGGGGUCUGGCAAAAGGGUGCUGGACCCCGGUCGGAUUCAAACUGGCUGAUGAUGGUUGAGCUGGACCAGAAGAGUCGUUUGCAAGCACCCCAGUCAGAAAUUAGUAGUAGUACCUCUUGUGCUUUGGACACUGAGGAAAUGGCAGGAGGGCAGGAAGGUGGGGAUGUUGAUGAUAGGAUGAUGGAUGAGGAGGAAAAGGUUGCAUUGCAGAUGAUAGAGGAACUUCUGAAUAGAAAUUGACUAAAUUUGCCACUUAAGUUGGUAUAAUCCCUAUCAAUCAUCACAUGGAGGUUGAUCAACACACCAAAGUGUGCGAGGGAUGUCCAUGUGCUUAGUCUUGUCAAUGGGGAUUGUAUUUGUUGGGUUUGUUUCUUUGUGUGACUGUGAGUCUGUGACCUCAUAAGGAGGAGAAAAUAUAUUAGGUAUACGUCUCCAUCUAUCUCCAUAUAUUUGUAACCCCUAUAAAAUGUGUCACUCUAGAAACUCUUUGGUUGGUAUACGAAAUAAGGAACACACAUGAGAGGUAAUACUAGUCACAAUAUAUUUGUUAAAAUUAGGGCUUGCGAUGAGAUAUGUAUGAUAACCAAAAUUGAUUAAAUGAUUGUGGUUUUCACUUUUAAGUUCUCCCUCUCGCUGUUCAGCAAAAAAUUGAAUAAUUAACUUGUUCUUGUAUAAGCCCAAAAAUAUAUAAGUGGCACUGAUGAACGGGAUUGGCAGCAAGAUAAGUGGCACUGAGAUUGUCACAAUGAAGUAACACUGGAAAAGAUAAGCUAACAUCAAGCUCUCGAAGAGGAAAGCAAAGCCAUGUAGUUUCAACACAAGCAUGAGUAAGAGAUCGGUAUUCAGAUUUGGCACUAGAGUAGGCGACUGUUGACUGCUUUUUGGAGUACCAGGAGAUGAGAUUAGUGCACGAUUAACAAGGUAGCCAAUGGUAAAGCGGCGAGUGUCCAGACAACCCGUCCAAUCAGCAUGGGAUAUGCUAGUAAUGAGCCAUCAGAAGCAGUAAGACAACUUUCAAGCAAAGAAGAGUAGAGGCAGGCUUGCAAGAGAGCAUGCCAAAUUUCUGUAAGAGAUUAUGUGCAUACUUGAGCUGAUGGAUGUGCUUACCAUGUAGAAAUAUGACUCCCAUGUAUUGAUGUGUGUAAAUAUUACAAUCUAUAUAGAGGGUUAUACAAAUUCCAAUUUAGGUAGGAAUCCUACAUUAAUUACAAUUGGAAAAUUACAUUCCUAUAAUACAUGCAAUAAUUACGGAGAUGAUUCUGAAUUAAUUUUUUUAAUCUAGCAUAAUGUUUUGAUAUAGAGGGGACGUAUGCUAAUGUAGUUCAUCGUAUUGUUCUGGACAAUUAGAUCAUUGAUGUGAAUGUGGUUGCUAAUCGGAUAGCGAUAUAUGAAGUAAGUUUUCUCCCCUCUAAAUUUCGCUCAUCUCUCCUUCCUAUACAUCAAUAUUUUAUAAUGUUGACUUCUUUAUAAAAAGAGAAAUACAAAAGAAAGUGAAAGGGGAAGGAAGGGGAG
This is a messenger RNA of Pyrus x bretschneideri (Chinese white pear), 2223 nucleotides long. RefSeq names its product ethylene-responsive transcription factor WIN1. The transcript is spliced from 2 exons. Gene Ontology annotation, molecular function: DNA binding; DNA-binding transcription factor activity. NCBI's taxonomy places the organism in Eukaryota, Viridiplantae, Streptophyta, Magnoliopsida, Rosales, Rosaceae. The record is from RefSeq and is a predicted model, not a curated record. Gene Ontology annotation, biological process: regulation of DNA-templated transcription. The coding region runs from base 238 to 951 and encodes 237 amino acids.